Molecule: messenger RNA, 1413 nt
Organism: Mya arenaria
Lineage: Eukaryota; Metazoa; Mollusca; Bivalvia; Myida; Myidae
Product: early endosome antigen 1-like
Exons: 10
Coding region: 404-1327 (307 amino acids)
Source: RefSeq, a predicted model, not a curated record
GUUAUACUAAAUAGUCAAUAUAUGACCCAUCGGUGUUCUGCUAUUAGUACAGCAUCAGUCAACCUAACAGUCAACUCAAUCAAAACUUGCUAUCCUAUAAAAACUAAAAAAAGAAAAUUUCACGCCUUAUUUCACAGAUAUAACAUCAUAUAAAGUCCUUUAUAAUAAUAUUUAUAUGUGAAGUCGAACUUAAAAUCUUUAACUAAAAUGAUGCCUUCUCACAGACAUAGGAAAUUCAAUUAAGGAACAUACACAACUCCCGGCGUGUUGGGGAAUUUAUCACAUCCAUUGAUAGCUCUUACGUGUGAGUUUCCCCCAACUUACCAAUGCGAUUACCAACCAUAUGAUGUAGAUCUAUACUGUGAGUAUAGUUAAACAUUGUUGAGUGCUACCUAAUCAGACGAUGGAUUUGGCUAUUCAAAGUCCUCCGCGUCCAAAGCGCCAGGCUUUGCCAAUUCCACCUCAAGAACAAAAGCAACAGACCAAUGCUCAUAUUCGUACCGCUGAUAUGGUCGGCGUGCUGCAAAUGGAGUCUCGGUUGGCAGAGCAGGCGGUGAGUGAUUUGCCAGGCGUCUUCUCCGAAGUCUUCUCUAUGCAGCGUCUCCAAAGUGACGAGAUUGGCCGUCAGAGGGCGUUCUUUGAAGCAAUGAAGAGUAAGAUAGCAGAAGUGGAAAGUCGCAAUGCCGAUUUGGAAUUCGAUGUUGCCUGUGCCAGGAACAAAAUAUUCAUGAAAGAGGAAUGGAUAAAAGACACGGCGAAGAGAGUGAAACAGCUGGACGAAGAAAUCCGGAAGCUAGUUGAGGAGAAGGCGCAGCAACAACUGAAUAUAACGAUUGCCGACGCGCUCUCAGACUCGGAAAUAAGGCGGUUGCGGGAUCGGUGCGAGCAGAUGGAGGAGCACGCGCGUCACGUGGAGGAGUUCGAGAAAACCACCUCCGAAGACCACAAGGAGCUGCAAGAAGUCAAGAAAACCAUAGAAGAGUUGAGAGCACAAAAGACGAGUCUUGAGAACGACGCGGAGGAGACGGAGCGAGUGAUGUCAAGCGCAGUCGCCAUGGAGCUACGCGCAGAGACGGAAACACUAAAACACCAGCUGCGGGACACCGGCACCGAGACCAACCACUUUCUGCAGAGUAUUUCGGAGGAGAAAAACAAACAGAAGCAGGCAGCCCAGACGAUGAAAGUAUUGGAGAAGCGAAACUGCGCUCAGCUGACCCGUCUCCGGAAGCAGGUGGCAGAAGUCCGGCAAAAGAAUGUGCAACGGGAGGCGCAGAACCAGAAACUUCGCGACAACAUUGAGAACGCCCGCAGGAAACUGGCACCAUAGGCUUGAGUUGUUUUUAUAUGCAUUGAUACAAGAACUGGCAAGACGUUCAUGGUGAAAACGUUUAUUGUGUAAUACGAUAAUGAGAA